AUGGGAUAUAGGAUUAAAAAUUGUCCUAAACGUAAAACAAAUACACAAGGUCUUCAAAUGGCUUACUGGAUGUGCUGCAACUCCUGCUUCCUUUCCCCCAGUGCUGCCAGAAAGGUUGCUGUUACAACCUGCGGCCAUGUCAUCUGUGGUGUCUGUUAUCAGAAAGGCAAACAAGACAAGUGUUUAAUAUGCAACGCCAAAUGCCAAGUAUCACCUGUCACUGACAAAAGCAGCUCAGAGGUGAAGGCUCUGUUUUCCGACAUCAACGUUGUGGCAAACAAACAUCUGACGGAAAUCAGCAAAGUUAUAAUGUUCCAGGCAAGACAUCAAAAGAGACUAUUGACUUACUACCAGCAAAGGAAUGAGAAACUAGAAGAGGUGUUAGUCAAGAUGAAGCAAGAAAUGCAGCAGAUGGCAAAGAAGCUGAAUGAACAGAGCGCUUACAUUACUAAGCUGGAAAACUCUCUUCAGCAUCAGAGUGCUAAGGUUUCACAGUCACAGAUGGGUCACAGUCCUCACACUCCACAUGGACGUAAAUCAGUCCUACAUAUCCCAUUUAACUCUUCCAUGUCCCUCUCAAGACACUCCUCAUCAACUAAUGUCGCUGAAAACAUGGAAGUGGAUGAAAGAAGUCUUUUCAGGAAACCUAACACUGUCCCCAGACUGUCAUUAAUCAGUCCUCCACAAGAUGGACGAAUGGGUACCAUCCCUCACAGAUCAUCCAAUCAGAUCCCGCUGGCCAACCAUUCAGCUCGCUCAACCACAGUCAGUCGUUAUCAAGGAUCACCUGUAACCUCAGAUAUUUCAUACGGCCAGAGUUCUGGAUGGAAGUCUCCCAUGUUCAAGCCUCUCUCCUCCUUCAGACACUCCAUGUCCUCCCUGGUCUGCCCUCGUCCUUAACAAACACACACACACAUCAUGAAGCCUUCAGAGGAGAUACACCUUGUCACUGACAUAUGUACAUAGAGAUAUCUGUGUCUCUCACAACCUAAAAUGAGCCAUCAGCCAGCCUGUGUGUUGUUUUUUAAUGACCCUGGAUUCACAGGUGAAAUUGCACAUAUUUGUCUUGAAGCCAAGCUUGUGUUGUUGAAUUUCAAGUUUUUUUUUCCUCAUAAUUAAUUAAACUAAUGAAAUAAUGGCA
Micropterus dolomieu (smallmouth bass) is the source of this 1141-nucleotide messenger RNA. RefSeq names its product probable E3 SUMO-protein ligase RNF212. Gene Ontology annotation, cellular component: synaptonemal complex. Lineage: Eukaryota; Metazoa; Chordata; Actinopteri; Centrarchiformes; Centrarchidae. Bases 1 to 900 code for a protein of 299 amino acids. The record is from RefSeq and is a predicted model, not a curated record. Gene Ontology annotation, molecular function: SUMO transferase activity. Gene Ontology annotation, biological process: protein sumoylation; reciprocal meiotic recombination; homologous chromosome pairing at meiosis. The transcript has 14 exons.